GAAUUUGAACAACUUCUCCUCUAAUUCUGACUAAUCUCCUUCCUCAUGCUUUCUUUUGUAGAAAUACAAAAUCUAAUCUUAACAUCACCACGCACAUUGGCGCAUGAUUAUGCUAAUUUUUUGUUCUUAAGAAAAACUCACAUCAUCAACCAAUUCCAUCUCCUGGAUAAUGUUGAUGUGUAUAUAUCAUUGUCAUAAUCAUAUCUGUAUGUAUUCUCAUUGCAUGUUAAUGUUUUUUUCAAUUUUUCAUUUUGUAAAAAGAUAAAAACGAAAAAUCGGUGAACAGAGGAGAUGGAUCCGGAGAUGGGCGCAUCUAGCCCGUAUCGGAACAACCCUAACGGUGAGCCUCCGUCGAUGUCUCCAUCUCCGUCGCCUCGAGCGCCGGCAUUGGUGGUUUCCAAUUCCAGCAAGUCGCUGGCGGUCUCGAACUCCGCCAAGUCUCUGUUGGUUUCUAAUUCCGCGAAGGCUCUGUUGCUGUCGAGUUCCAGUAAGAAGAUGGAUGCUUCAGGGAAGAAGAAGUACGUGAAACAAGUGACCGGCAGGCACAAUGACACGGAGUUGCAUCUGGCGGCUCAGCGCGGGGAUCCGGCAGCAGUGAGGUCGAUCCUGGAAGAGAUUAACGCGCAGAUGCUCAAAACCAUGUCCGGAGCUGAGUUUGAUGCGGAGGUGGGGGAGAUUAGGGCUGCCAUGGUGAACGAGGUGAAUGAGCUGGGGGAGACGGCACUGUUCACCGCGGCUGAGAGGGGAUACAUCGAUGUGGUGAAAGAGUUGCUUCCGUACACAACCAAAGAGGGGAUCACUAUUAAGAAUCGGUCAGGCUUCGAUCCCUUGCAUAUUGCUGCCAAUCAAGGUCAUGAAGCUAUUGUAAAGUUGCUGUUGGAUCAUGAUCCAGAACUAAGCAAGACAAUAGGUCAAUCAAAUGCAACUCCUCUUAUAUCUGCUGCCACAAAAGGUCACGCAGUAGUUGUUAAUGAGUUGCUCGCGAAGGAUUCCAGUUUGUUAGAGAUCGCCAAGUCCAAUGGGAAGAACGCGUUACAUUUUGCUUCACGCCAGGGGCAUGUAGAUGUUGUUAAAGCAUUGCUCAAUAAGGAUCCACAACUAGCAAGAAGAACUGAUAAGAAAGGGCAAACUGCAUUGCAUAUGGCUGUAAAAGGCACAAGCUGUAAGGUGGUAAGGUUGCUUCUCCAAGCAGAUGCAGCCACUGUUAUGCUUCCUGACAAGUUUGGUAAUACUGCCUUGCAUGUUGCCACAAGGAAAAAGAGGGUUGAGAUAGUGAAUGAGCUCUUACUGAUCCGUGAUACGAAUGUCAAUGCAUUGACAAGAGACAAUAAAACAGCACUUGACAUAGCAGAAGCGCUCCCUUUUUCAGAAGAGAUUGCUGAAAUAAAGGAAUGCUUAACCCGUUUUGGCGCCAUUAGAGCAAACGAACUGAACCAGCCGCGUGAUGAGCUUAGGAAAACAGUAACAGAGAUAAAAAAAGAUGUACACACGCAGCUCGAACAGGCACGCAAGACCAACAAGAACAUGAAUGGCAUCGCCAAGGAGCUCAGGAAGCUCCAUAGAGAAGGAAUCAACAAUGCCACAAAUUCAGUCACUGUUGUCGCGGUGUUGUUUGCCACAGUUGCCUUCUCUGCCAUUUUCACGGUCCCCGGAGGGGACGAUGAGGAUGGUAAGGCAAUCAUGGUGGGGACGCCAGCAUUUCAGAUUUUUUUCAUCUCCAACGCUUUUGCUCUCUUCACAUCUUUGGCUGUUGUGGUUGUACAGAUCACAGUAGUGAGGCGCGAAAUAAAAUCCGAAAGAAGGGUUGUCGAGGUGAUCAACAAGUUGAUGUGGUUAGCCUCAGUCUGCACUACACUAGCAUUUGUUUCAUCCGCUUACAUAGUUGUCGGGAAGCGUAAUAGGUGUGCUGCAGUUCUUGUAACAGUUAUAGGAGGGGUGAUGAUGCUUGGGGUUCUUGGUGCAAUGACUUACUAUGUGGUCAAAUCUAAGAGGAUUAGGAAAGUAAGGAAAAGACUCAAGUGUUCCAGGAGUGGUGGGAACAGUUCAUGGAGAUAUUCAGAUCUUUCUGAGUCAGAAGUUAAUUCAAUUUAUGCUAUCUGAUUCAUGAUUUUAGUUAACUCGGCUUGAGUGCUGCUUCUCUCUUUGUUUCUUCUUCCCACUUGAGUAAAAGCUAGAGAAGAUCCUAAGAAACCGGUUGUAUAUAAUGGAGUUGCAUUGUUGUAUAUGGACGGACUAUUCCACUGGAACUAACACAUUUUUUGUUUGCAUAAACAUGGACUUUUGUAUCAAACUUGCCAAAUCGAGUACUAUUCUUAACUUAAAUGUAUAUAGAAAUCUUU
Messenger RNA from Cuscuta europaea, 2339 nucleotides. NCBI's taxonomy places the organism in Eukaryota, Viridiplantae, Streptophyta, Magnoliopsida, Solanales, Convolvulaceae. The record is from the annotation of a GenBank genome assembly.